GGGAAGUAAAGAAGAGCAAAGAAACAUCCAUUGCGAUUAUUUUAUUGUAAAUUUCUUGCUGCUGGAUCGGUGUUUCAAUAAUAUUUGUGUGAAACUUUGAAGCAAAAUUUAUGAAAAAACUGUUUUCAUGUUUAAUCUUACUUUAACUGUUCAAAAUGAGGGACUCUCCUUACUUGACUUGUUUGAUUCUGUAUAUAUUUUCUUUCCAAAUUAUUGUUACAAAUUCUCGUACAUCCAAUAUUUGGAAACUAAAUGCCGAUGAAGAUUUAAUUGUUGAUGGAUCCGGCUUACCACAGGAUGACUCUGACAAGUCUAAAAUGACUGAAGAAGACUCUAUUUUCAAUAUCAUAACAUCAACUGUUUACUAUGGGAAUACUUGGACUAGGCAUGGCUUUGAUAUGUUCUGCACAGACUGUCAGAUGUACGAACAACAAAGAGCUGGAAGUGAGAACAAUGAAGAAAGCACCCCCACUGAGACAAAUGGUGACUUGGACGAUGAAUAUUUAGACUGUGGGAAAGCUGUAAACUUCACUUACUAUGAUAACUUAGUCGGAGUGGCUAGACGUCACAGACACCCUAAUGUACCUGAGCCACAAGUUGCGCUUAUAUUUACUAAGAAAAAGUCAUACAAAAAUGGUGUAACAGAACUAGACAUAAAUGCGUUGGAGAAACGCUUGAAGAAAGCGAAAAGAGAGAAACCAAAGUCAGUUCAGCUUUACAACCAGAUUGGUAACUUCUGGAGAAUCAAAGGGGACACCAGACAAUCUAUAGAGUGCUUCAGACGCGCGUUAGCUGUCUCCCCAUACAAUGCCGAGGUUCUCCUAAACCUGGCGCGGGUACUCUUCACCCUGCAGUACUUAGACGACGCGAUCUACCUAACGCGCCGUUCCUUGGAGGUCCAGCCGCCGGAUCGCAGCGCGUGGCAACAGUACUUCACGCUUGGGGAGAUAUUCAAGGCAUAUGGGCACUAUCAGGAAGCAGCAGUACACUUGCGGCACGCGUUGGACUUGAGGCCAGACUUCGAGCCAGCGCUGGCCGCGCUGAAAGACAUCGAGAACAUACCGGAGGCGACGGUGCAUGUUUACACGCUGCUUAUCAUCGUCUGUUUGGUGAUGGGAGUGCUCCUAGUCAUCCUAUCGUCAGUCGACAACAACAGCGAUGUCGAGGAACACAAAACGCAACGGCACUUCAACCGGGCGAUGGCGAUGCGGUCGCUGCGAGGCGUCGCGUUGCCUGGAUCCCGCGGCCGCAAGAAAGGCGGCAACUGAACGCUCCAAGCCGCCUGAGUUUUCGAUCUCUGCAAGUACCUAAACUGUUCUAAAUUCGAAACGGGAACGCUUGAAUGGGAAUGUGACUGUCAAAUUUUUUCGAACUGGCCAUUUUAGUUUUUCAAAAUUGAGUGGGGUGUUGCGUUGUAAUUUGUUUUUUUUUUUUCUAUUAAUUUCGAUGUGGCCAAACUCACAAAAAUCAGGAGUGGACCGGACCUACUUGAACGCACAAUCACCUAUUUAUUUUCAUCAGUUUUUAAAACCUUGGAUUCUUCUCAGGACAGUCAGACAGGUUUGAGUGUUUAGCAUUUUUUGUCAUAUCAAAUAUUUUCAUUUCUAAUUUAACCUACCGAAUAUUUUUUUUUAAUUGAUUGCAAGAAAUUCGUUCACCAUUCAAGCAGUUUCACUUAAAACAUGAUUUUCUUCGAGUGUAGUUUAACGUAAAUCUAGGCGCUAACAAUGACUCAGGUUUGUUUUUAUUAAAACUUAUUUUGUUUAUUUAUAAGAUGUUAACGUAAACAUUAUUGUUUAUCGUAAGAGAUUUUAAACUCAGGCACGAUAGAUAUGAACAACAAACUUUAUCGCUUGAAAAUGCAAAUUACGCGUACCAAAUACAUCUGAAGGUUUUCGUGUAUUCGCUAUUGAUGCCUGUGGAUUAAGUUGUGGUACUGUUCCGAUAUUUUUUAUUUUAUUGUAAUCAAAAUUUUUAUAUUAAUUCAGUUGUAAUUUCAGUGAGUAGCUUAAUGCCAAAUUUUGGAUAUUUGACAGCUGUCAAAAUUAACACAGAUAAGAAAAUACAAACUGUCAACUUUUAUACCUACAUAACUUUUGAUUCAAGCUGUAGUAUGAAUUCUUCUCCACUUCUUAAAAACAUCGCAUAUUGCAGCAUGCCUAUAACCGAUUAUGACGCAAUCAUGUUGGUUUUUGUAGUACCUUGAAUAGAAUUAUUGAUUCACAUCCGUGUGCCACUUCACAAACGCAUUAAUACCUGUCACAUUCGCUUUGACUUGAAUGUAUUUUGUAUUGAGCUGUGGCUUUCAUGAAUAAAAACGUUUAUCAACCUUCCGUAAAACUAUACUCGUAUUGUUUGUAAAAUGUGUGUAUGUGCUUUUAAACUUUUUACUGAUACAUUUUAAAAUAGUCAAGUUUUAUCUAUGCGGGCGAAGCAGCCAGUAACCGCUAGUUAUUAAUUAUUCCGUCCUAAUUUAUUUAAAGAUUUGCCUGAUUAGGGAGUAAUGUCAAAUAUGCUCAAUCCUUUUUCUUUUGACAUUUCCAAGCUAUGGACAAAUCUUGCCCCCCUUGACAAGUGGCAAAACGUGACAGUUUUAAUAUCGAAAGGCCUCAGCUCCGGCGUUUGUUUGUAUGAAGUUACAUCGCUCCGUGAAUGGAUUCGAUCAAAAAGGGCCGCUUGUCUAGACCUACUGGUUGUGUUGGAAAAUUCAAAAAUAUCGGAACGGUACCACCUAUAUGAGGCUAAUGUACAAAUAUUGUUUGUGUAAAAGUGACCACAUUCGGUCUUGCCAUGUCUUAUUUGAUCUCCGCUUUGUAGUCUUCUUCACCUCGAUCGUGAUAGUCGUAAAUGUAUGUGGUUCCUUUAGCAGUUGAGAAAUUAAAAAAAGGCUUUCAAAUAUAUUUACAAUUUUAAAAAUGAUCUACAAUAAAAGUAAUUCAUUCCGUUCCUGUUUUGUGUAUUCGUAGUUAGAUAAGAUUUAUCUAAUUUUAACUGAAAGUGCUUCUUAAGAAAUUAGAAGGGAAACACAGAGAUUAAUACUACGUAUGUCGGUAGUGUCAUAGUAAAAUUAUAAUAGUACUAUGCCAAAAGCCGUUUGAGACAAAUUAAAUCAUCAAGGUUGACAUCAUUACUUCUGCGUAGAUUACUACGGUUCACGCCAGUGAUAGGGAGGCCGAGACCGCCUGAACCAUUACCACAGUAGAUAUAUGAGCUAAAGCAGUACGGAAACUUAGCCCUUUCGGCGAGUUAAAUACCUACACUUCAACUGAGUGUUAGGGUUGGCACUCUUAAUCUUUAUAAAAUUAAUAAGGUUCUGAGUUCCUUAUUUAUUAAAACGUUUAUUUAGGUUUUUUAAUUAUCAAAUACCUAAUGGAAUAAAUUAAUUGACUGAGUAGUUAACAAAAAAAUAAAACGUUAAUUAGGUUCUAUAAUGAUCGAAUACAUAAUCGAAUAAAGUGAUUAAGUACUAUUAGAGGCCGGUAGAAGAUAUUCUAUUCUCAUAAAUAAAAUACCGGAUACUUACUUUCACAUAGCUAUUGCCUCAUUUUAAAUACAGUUCAUCACUUAGUACAAAAGCGCGCGGAGCAAAUUACUUUAUCAAAUAGAACACAUAAAUUGUUAAAAAGCGUAGUUACGUAAUUUAAAAAGAACUAUUACAAAAUCAGAUGUAAGCACUUUAUUUAAAAAGUAAUAUUUAAUCAUUUUUACAAUUUAGAAUUAUUACGAAGUUUAAAAAAUGAAAGUUCUGGUUUUGAAGAUGCCGAGUUCAAGCAGCCGUAUACUACGCAAUACACUCGUGGCAUGUUUUUUAAAAAUACAGCGGACAGUGCAUGCAAUAAAAUUAUUAUUAAAAACACAACGCGCGCGACACUCGCGACGGAUGGACUGCGAGGUUCGCUUAGAGCUCGUGUAAAGCGUGCGUCUGUGUGCGUGAGUCUGAUUUCGAGCGUUUGUAUGAAGCUUCCGUACUGUUUGAUUUAUCUACUGUGCCAUUACCAUUGAAUCUUGCUCGAAAAAAACGGUGCGAGUUUCUGAAAGAAAAAGGUUUCGGCAAACACUACAUCAGUGAAGACUGAGACAUGUGUCUCGGUCCCUGUGCUGCCCCAUCCAGUCAUCUAUCUCUCUCUAUCGCCUUUUGAAUGGUCAAGACAUCGCGACUUCUGUGCAUUUUACUAUUAUUGUUUUACUAUGGUAGUGUUAAGUCAAUGAAUAUGAGCUCGAAUCAAUUUACAAUUUUAAAUGUGGAUUAGGAAUGUAAGGUAUACUCAAGCUAUGCUGUGUCCAAUGAGGUUAACAUACUAAUGAAUAUUAACUGUAGUUUUCAAAAGUUAUCUGAGCACCGUUAAUAAAUGUUUAAAAUAUUAAAUAACAUAUUUUACUCCACAAAAUCAACUUUAAUUACAUCUAUCCAAGACAAGCCGGGAAGCAGUAUAGCUUGAACAUGCCUUAAAGCUGCUAAAUGUAAGAGAGGUGGACACAAAGCCUGUCAGGGAAGACUCGAGUCGGUUACGUGCCAGCCUCGCAGUAACUUUUGCAACCUAGUCAUUCACUUCGACAAGUGGGCCGCUAAGGCCCGGUGUGUAUUUCGUAUUGUAGUGCAUGCAGUAAACUUGUUAAGUGUUCGUAGCGUCUAAGGAUUUAAAGGGAGGCAAGUCUUAAAUUUCGAGAUUGGUAAAAAAUGUACCUGUUUUCAGUGGUUCUUUUGUUAAUUUUUGACUAUUUAUAACUUAAUACAUGAUUGUCUUAGCAUCUA
Messenger RNA from Ostrinia nubilalis (European corn borer), 4753 nucleotides. RefSeq lists its product as uncharacterized. NCBI's taxonomy places the organism in Eukaryota, Metazoa, Arthropoda, Insecta, Lepidoptera, Crambidae. Gene Ontology annotation, cellular component: cytoplasm; actin cytoskeleton. The record is from RefSeq and is a predicted model, not a curated record. Bases 156 to 1268 code for a protein of 370 amino acids. Gene Ontology annotation, molecular function: protein binding. The transcript has 7 exons. Gene Ontology annotation, biological process: actin filament polymerization.